UCACACAACCACCCAAACACGUACAAAGCCCAAGAAGCAGGCCAAAGAGAAGCAACGACACGGCCAUGGCCACUACUACGUCUCCUCUUCCUUUCCAAGUCCACCACGGGCCUCACGUCGCCAUCUUCCCGCUCAUGGCGAAGGGCCACACGAUGCCGCUGCUGGACCUCGCCUGCCUCCUGCGCGGCCGGGGGCUCGCCGACGUCACCUUCGUCACAACCCCGGGCAACGCCUCCUUCGUGCGCGCCGCCCUGCGGCGAGGCGGCGCAGGCGACGCGGCCGUCCUGGAGCUCGCGUACCCGGCCGCCGGCCGCGCGCCCGCGGGUGGGGAGGGCGCCGAGGGAGUCGCGUCGGCGUCCUCCUUCGCCGCAUUCGCGGAGUCCACGUCGGCGCUGCGGCCGCGGUUCGAGGAGGCGCUCGCGGCGCUGCGCACGCCCGCGAGCCUCCUCGUCGCCGACGGGUUCCUGUACUGGGCGCACGCGUCGGCCGCCGCGCUCGGUGUCCCGAGCGUGUCGUUCCUGGGCACGUCCGCGUUCGCGCACGUCGCCCGGGAUGCGUUCGUGCGGGACAAGCCGGGAGCCCCUGCUGCCUCGCCGCAGCUCGACGACGACGACGACGACGACGACGCAACCACUGCCACGUACUAUACGGCGCCGGAGUUCCCUCACCUCCAGUUCUCCAUCCGCGACCUCGUGCCGCCGCCGCUCCCGUUGAUAGACUUGGAUGCUAAGAUGGCGGCGGCCGUCGCGGCGAGCCGCGGUCUCAUCGUCAACACCUUCUAUGAUCUAGAGGGCCGCUACAUAGAGCACUGGAACCACCACAUCGGGCCUAAGGUCUGGGCUAUCGGCCCGCUAUGGCUUGCCAGGCAAUCCACCUCCUCCUUCUCCGGCACCGGCAGCGAACUCCACGCCAAGCCAUCGUGGAUGCAGUGGCUGGACGAAAUGGCGGCAGCCGGAAAGCCUGUAGUGUACAUCUCACUGGGGACACUGGCAGCCAUCUCAGAUGCGCAGCUGAAAGAGGUGGCCGACGGGCUAGACAUGGCCGGGGUGAACUUCCUGUGGGCUCUGCGACCUGACAAUAAUUCCGAUGAUCUUGGCACGGGGUACGACGAGGAGAGUGUUGUCGGACGAGGCAACAAGGUGGUAAGAGAAUGGGUGGAUCAACGGCAGAUCCUCCGGCACCCAAGCGUCCGAGGGUUUGUAAGCCACUGCGGGUGGAACUCAGUGUUGGAGAGUGUCGCCGCCGGUGUGCCAUUGGUGGCAUGGCCAUGCGAGUUUGAGCAGCCCAUGAACGCAAAGUUCGUCGUCGAUGAGCUGCGGAUCGGCGUUAGGGUUCAUGCCAGCGACGGAGCGAUUGGAGGCCUGGUCAAAAGCGAGGAGAUCACGAGGGCGGUCAAGGAGGUGAUGUUUGGGGAGGCGGCAACGGCGAUGGCACUGAGAGUGACGGAGAUAGCAGCGCAGGCUCAGCUAGCCGUGUCCGAUGGUGGGUCGUCGUGGAAGGAGGUCGAGGAGAUGAUUAGCGAGCUGUGUGUGUGGUAGAUUGUAUGCAUCAUGCAUGCAUGACCGGAAAAGCCAACGGAGGGGUCUAACGUGUGCAUGCGUACUACCGUGGAAGGAUUUGGCGAGUGCCAUAUGAUGAGCCCAUGAUAUUAUCUGUGAGGAAUUAAACUAAUAAAGAUGGUGUGUUGGAUCUCUGCUUUGCUUCUUUUGGUUCUGUGAACCUCUGCUCUGUAGCUCAUUUUUCUGCUAUGAGCGAUAUAUUCAAUUAGACUUUUUGUCCA
Molecule: messenger RNA, 1780 nt
Organism: Sorghum bicolor (sorghum)
Lineage: Eukaryota; Viridiplantae; Streptophyta; Magnoliopsida; Poales; Poaceae
Product: UDP-glycosyltransferase 90A1
Exons: 1
Coding region: 66-1538 (490 amino acids)
Molecular function (GO): UDP-glycosyltransferase activity
Source: RefSeq, a predicted model, not a curated record